GGACCAUCCACCAGCCACGUGACCGAGACCUCGUCAUAUCGACGGCUGCUUCUGUUUCCCCGCGAUUAAAGCUGUAUCCAGAGUUCCAGCAGAUUACAAAUCAAACAUGCCCAGCACAUUCUACAGUGAGCUUGACCGCCAUAUUCCUCGACUCAUGGCUUUAUUCAGACAGAAGGCAUCGAGAACUGGGAAGACAGCAGAUGCUCUGGCUAACAUUUUAAAAAUCCACGAUGAACAGGAAGCCCAUGACAUUCACAGCAAGCGCACUACUGUUCUCCAGGCCCUUCCUGUGUAUCUGCGCGAGGACGUUUCUGGAUUUUUCAUAACCUGCACAGUCAAGGUAGAUGAGCCAGUGUUUGGUGUUGCAGUGGGCCUCCUUACAGUCAUCAGUGACCAUAACGCAAGUCCAGUUCAUUACCACCCUCGGAGAGUGUCUGUCAUCGUGGAAGGUGAUGUUGUGGUCAGCCUCCCCAGACUUGGUGAAGCCUUCAUGGUCGUCUUUGGACUGGUCUAUGCACUACACUUCAGACCCAGUAGUCACUGUGAAUUUGUUCAUAUAGUUUUGAUAAUAUGCCAUUCCAUUGUAAUUUCUGCCCUGCUUACCCAGGAAAGCACACUGCAUGACUUUUUAUUAUUUAUUAUUAAGCCAAUGAUGUUCAUUAUGUUUUCAUUGGGCUUAAUAAGAAGAAGAUUUGGACAAAAAGGUGUCAAAGCACUUCGCCAUUUGGAGAGGCUGGAAAAGGCGCGCGCCCGCUACAACAACCACCUACGCUUCAAUCUCCGAUGCAGAGACGAGAACAUCACGCCAGCUAAUAAAUGCAGAGUUCAGAGGAAUCACCACAAUGCCGUUGACCUCAAAGUUUAUGUCACUGCUGGAUCUUUACACUCCUAAACUGGUGAAAAUCUUCAGAAAGAAAGUCCCGAGAACAAGAGAACGCAGCACAUGAAAAUAAAACUGUCAGUGUCUUGAAUACAGGGGAGUGAAGAUUAAACAGGCAUGAAUCAGUCCAAAUACACGUUCAGAGGGACAGUGAGGAGGAACUACUGUAACAUGGUCGAAGAUCUGUGUGGACGAGGUCUCCUUUCAGUCCUCCUCUGCGUUAUUAUGGACGAUUCACAAACUCACUUCAACAUGAGCUUCACUUUUCUCUGCACAACUAAAUAUUCUUCACUAACCCUGAGCCGUGUUCUCACUACUCGAGUCCCUGCGCCCUCUGCUGGAACUUCCUCGUGUGCGGCUCCGGCUCGUCUGUGCUCCACGUGAACACAAAGAGUAAAGAGACCCGGAGCAUCCUGGAGAAGGAGCCCGAGCCCGUCCGCGCUCUCUGCUGCCACCCCUCACGCCCCCUGCUGGUGACGGGGAGCAGGGACGACGCGCUCACGCUCUGAGACACCCGCGACCGACGCACCAUCACCCGGAGGAAGUUCAGACGCCAGGGGGAGCUGACCUGUGUGACCUACGACCCCUCAGGAGAGGCCACCAACACCAGCAGCACCCCGGGCCCACAGACGGCCCCACAGACGGCCCCACAGACGGGCCC
Messenger RNA from Boleophthalmus pectinirostris (great blue-spotted mudskipper), 1541 nucleotides. RefSeq lists its product as uncharacterized. NCBI's taxonomy places the organism in Eukaryota, Metazoa, Chordata, Actinopteri, Gobiiformes, Gobiidae. The coding region runs from base 107 to 892 and encodes 261 amino acids. The transcript has 7 exons. The record is from RefSeq and is a predicted model, not a curated record.